AUGGAUGAGGCGAUGGGCCGGAGGCCAAGCAUUACGCCCCCGGUGACCAUCGACUCAUCCAGCCAGGAUGUGGUGGUGGCCUCUCCUCCCUCACCCAGGGAACCCCAGACUGAGGGAGAAACCCCCUCAAAGAGAAGGAGGGAGCCAGAGUGGGUCCAGAUUUUGAAGCAGUGCAGGGAUGGCAGCACCAGGAGCAGAAACCUCUGCUGCCAGUCUGUUCCUCAAAUGGUGUGGUCCUCACGCUGGUUUGGCUGGUCCUCCACCUCGUCCUCGCCAUGGACAGCCCCCUCCUCCUCAUCCACAUCUGACUCCACCAAAUCCCCAUUUGUUAUUGAGAGGUUGUGGAGGAAGGCACACGUGGACACCACCUCUGGCACGAAUGUGGACUUCACCUACAGGAAAAGAGAGAGCCUUGAGGAAGAUGCUGCGCCACCGGGUCUUCAUCAUUCCGAUAGCCCUCUCCACCACACAUCUGGCCUUGGAAUGAUGCCGGUUAUAUCGCCCCUGGACUGGGCCCCGCACCGGCUCCCUGUAUGGGGUCAUGAGGCUGAUGGGUGCCGCCAGGCAUGGAUAUCCUCCAUCUCCAAUGAGGCACCAGCCAGGAGGCGGGUAGAGCUCCUCUACAUAAAUGGAGCUCCAACGCAGGACCCGAGCAUCAUGGACCGAACCAGGUGGCUUGAUUCGUAUGUGGGUCCCAUCAAUGCUGCCGGCCACUCUACGGAAGUCACGGGAGCCAGCCAGCCGGGCAAAGCCUUCCCCGAUCCCCUCCAGCUCAUCUGCGGCAGGGAAAUGGACCACCCUUUUAAAGAUGGCCAUGAUGCUGCCCGCGACCCGAUGGACAACAUCAUGGACCGUGGUGAUGGGGACGUCAAAGGCCUCGGACACCACACGAUACGAAGUGGCACUGGCCAGCCAAUAUAAAUAAAGGGCAACCUCCAGGUCUUUCCCCCAGCCAUGGUCCUUGGCGUACCCCAGACACUCCACCAAGGCAUUUAUGGUCUGCCUUGAAAGCCGAAAGUCUUUUUUUAAAUCUCCCUCUCCCAGGUAGAGGCGGACUACAGGGGUGUGGGCAUUCAACCGUAAAUACUGCCCUCGAAGCGCACCCUGUAGGAGUAGAGUAGGAGGAGAAGAUAUUUUUAGACAAUUCUAAGUUUUUAUUGUUUGUGUGUACUGAAAAUCUGUCUAUAUAUAGUUAUAUAAAAAUGUAAAUAAAAUGAAUAUAAUGAUUUUUCGAUUCUCUACUA
Sebastes umbrosus (honeycomb rockfish) is the source of this 1244-nucleotide messenger RNA. RefSeq lists its product as uncharacterized. The transcript has 4 exons. The record is from RefSeq and is a predicted model, not a curated record. Bases 1 to 921 code for a protein of 306 amino acids. NCBI's taxonomy places the organism in Eukaryota, Metazoa, Chordata, Actinopteri, Perciformes, Sebastidae.